AUGGAUCUAGGACCCCUGAACAUCUGUGAAGAAAUAACUGUUCUACAUGGGGGCUUCUUGCUGGCUGAGCAGCUGUUCCGCCCCAAAGCACUAGCAGAAUUGACCAAGUCUGACUGGGAACAUGUUGGGCAGCCCAUUGUGGAGGCCUUGAAGGAGAUCUCAUCCACAGCAUGCUCCCAUCCCUUUGCCUGGAAAAAGAAAGCUCUGAUCAUCAUCUGGGCCAAGAUUCUUCAGCCUUGCCCUGCCACUGCUGCUGACAUGGAAACCCGGUGGCAGGAAGAUGUGUUUUUCUCAGUAGGCAACAUGCUCCCUACUAUCAACCAUGCAGUUCUUUUUGAGUUGCUCAAGUCCCUGGAAGCUUCUGGACUCUUCAUCCAGCUCCUGAUGGCCCUGCCCACCACCAUCUGCCGUGUAGAACUAGAGCGCUUUUUGGAGCACAUGACUAUUGACACUUCUUCAAAGGAUGUGGCCUUCUUCCUAGAUAUCUGGUGGGAAAUGAUGAAGCACAAGGGCAAUCAACAAGACCCCUUGCUCUCCCAGUUUAGGACAAUGGCCAAUAAGUACUUGUCCUCUUCAGAUGAAUUCUGCCACCCUCCAAAGAGGUUUAAGUCAGACCCAGAUGUCUGUCCUACCAUGCCCCUAUUGGCGAUGUUGCUCAACGGACUGAAGCAGAUCCAGAAUAAGAUCUUGUGUCCUGGCAUGAAGUGCUGUGCGCUAGCCAACUUGGCCGACAUGCUGACAGUAUUUGCACUGGUGGAGGAUGACCCCCAGGAACUGUCUGCAACUGUGUAUCUGGACAAACUGGCCACCGUGAUCACCGUGUGGAAUUCAGACACCCAGAACCCAUACCACCAACAGGCACUGGCAGAGAAGGUCAAAGAGGCAGAGCGGGAUGUCAGCCUGAACUCUCUGGCCAGGCUGCCCACAGAGACGCUCUUUGUGGGCUUUGAGUACCUACACAGCCUGCUGCGGGAGUGGGGAGAGGAGCUGCAGGCUGUGCUUAACAGCAGCCAGGGCACAAAUUACGAUAGCUACCGGCUGUGUGACAGUUUGACUUCCUUCAGUCAGAAGUUGGAGCUCUACCUGGAUACCAGCACCUUGUCUAAGGAAGAGCGGCAGGUGGUUUCUGAAUUGGCAGAGUGUGUCAAGGACUUCCUGAGGAAAACCAGCAGGGUACUCAAAGGCAAGGACUCGGAGAAGGACAUCACCGCUUCAAUCGCCAUGGCCAUUAUCGAGCAGAAGAUGGACCGGCAUAUGGAAAUGUGCUAUGUGUUUGCGUCUGAGAAGAAGUGGGCCUUCUCCGAUGAGUGGCUUACCUGCCUGGUUAACAACAGGGCCCUCUUCCAAGAGCCGGGCUUGGUGUUAAAGCUGUUGGAAACCGUGAUGGAAGUCAGCACAUCUGACAGAGCCAUCCCUGAGUCUCAAAUUAAACAAGUGGUUGACUUGAUCCUGGAAUGUUACGCAGACCUCUCGUUGCCAGACAAAAACAAAGUUCUCUCGGGUGUCCUCCAUUCCUGCGGGCGCAGGGGCCUCUCUGAGAAGUUGCAGGCGUACUUAGAGGGUUUUCAGGAAGACCUCAAUACCACUUUUAACCAGCUCACACAGAGUGCCUCUGAACAAGGCUUGGCUAAAGCCGUGGCUUCUGUGUCCCGGCUGGUGAUACUGCACCCUGAAAUCACAGUAAAGAAAAUAUGCAGCAUGGCUGUGGUCAAUCUUGGCACCCACAAAUUCCUGGCUCAAAUUCUCAGUGCUUUCCCUGCCCUCCAGUUCACCGAAGAGGAGGGUCCAGUCCUCCCCACCACAUUUGUGGUGUCAUGCCUCAAAGAGACGGUCUGGAGGAAGCUCUCAACACCCAAAGAAGAAAAGCAAUUUUUGGAGUUCCUGAGCUGUCUGAUGAGCCCUGUGAAGCCCCAGGGCAUUCCAGUCGCUGCUCUUCUCCAGCCAGAUGAAGUGCUCAAGGAAUUUGUCCUGCCUUUCCUAAUGCUAGAUGUGGAAGAGGUAGACCUCAGCCUGAAGAUCUUCAUCCAGACUCUAGAAGGAAAUGUGGGCUCAGAGGAAUACUGGCUCCAGACCUGCUUCCCAUUCCCCCUCAUUUUCAGCUUGUGCCAACUCCUCGAUUGCUACAGCAAGUACUGGCAGCUCCCCAAGGAAAAGCGGCACCUUUCUUUAGACGCGAAGGAUCUGGUAAUCCACAUCCUAAUACUUCUCUGUGAGAUCGUGCUGGCUAACAUCGAGACCUUCUCCCCCGAUACCUGGACCAAGUCCCUGUCCUGGCUCCACCGGAAGUUAGAGCAGCUAGACUGGACUGUGGGCCUGCGGCUGAAGAAUUUCUUUGAGGGCCACUUCAAGUGUGAGGUGCCAGCCACCCUUUUCGAGAUUUGUAAACUCUCCGAUGGGGAGUGGACCUCCCAACCCCACCCAGGGUAUGGGCCAGGCACAGGGCUUCUGGCCUGGAUGGAGUGCUGCUGUAUCUCCAGGAGCAUCUGUGAGCACAUGCUCUCCCUCUUGGUGGUAGACGUGGGCAAUCCAGAGGAGGUCAGACUAUUCAGCAAGGGCUUUCUGGUGGCCUUGGUGCAAAUCAUGCCUUGGUGCAGCCCUCAGGAAUGGCAGUACCUUCACCAGCUGACCAGGAGACUAUUGGAGAAACAGCUCCUCCAUGUCCCGUACAGCCUGGAAUACAUCCAGUUUGUUCCCCUGCUCAACCUGAAGCCCCUUGCCCAGGAGCUCCAGCUCUCCGUGCUCUUCUUGAGAGUUUUCCAGUUUCUCUGCAGCCAGAGUUGUCGCAAUUGGCUUCCGAUAGAGGGCUGGAGCCACGUGGUCAAGCUCCUCUGUAGCAGUCUGACCAACCUCCUGGAUUCAAUUAGGUCGAUCCAGUCAGUAGGCCCGUGGGCCCAAGGACAAGAGCAGGACCUGACUCAGGAAGCCCUGUUUGUUUAUACCCAGAUAUUCUGCCAUGUUCUGCACAUCAUGGCCAUGCUCCACCAAGAAGUGUGUGAACCACUGUAUGUCUUGGCCUUGGAAGUCCUCACUUGCUAUGAAACCUUGAGCAAGGCCAAUCGUUCUGUUACUUCCUUGCUCCAGAAGGUGAAUGAGCAGCGCUUCUUAAAGUCCAUCGCUGAGAACAUUAGUCCUGAGGAACGACGUCACACCUUGCUGCAGAAGAUCAGCAACUUCUGA
Messenger RNA from Chrysochloris asiatica (Cape golden mole), 3177 nucleotides. RefSeq names its product gem (nuclear organelle) associated protein 4 (gene GEMIN4). The coding region runs from base 1 to 3177 and encodes 1058 amino acids. The record is from RefSeq and is a predicted model, not a curated record. NCBI's taxonomy places the organism in Eukaryota, Metazoa, Chordata, Mammalia, Afrosoricida, Chrysochloridae. Gene Ontology annotation, biological process: spliceosomal snRNP assembly; rRNA processing. Gene Ontology annotation, cellular component: SMN complex. The transcript is spliced from 2 exons.